Messenger RNA from Orbilia oligospora ATCC 24927, 1263 nucleotides. RefSeq lists its product as uncharacterized. The transcript is spliced from 4 exons. Bases 1 to 1263 code for a protein of 420 amino acids. NCBI's taxonomy places the organism in Eukaryota, Fungi, Ascomycota, Orbiliomycetes, Orbiliales, Orbiliaceae. The record is from RefSeq and is a predicted model, not a curated record.
AUGCUUAAUGCUCAGUUGAUCCUCCUUGGCGCACUCGCCCUCCAGGGUGUUGCUGGUGUCGCUAUCAUGGACGAUGAAUGGCACUUGAAGCUCCUCAAGCGUCAGGCUCCUGGUACUCCAGCUUACAACUGCCACGAUAACUGCGGUCAAGCUAUCACUGCCUCCCGCCGUGAUAACCACUGCGACGACAAUGUUUUCAAUAACAACUAUGCCAACUGCUUGCAGUGCUCCGGUCCUGACAACUACAACAUCUGGAGGUACUACGGUUUUUCUUUGGGCGCUGCUGGUGGGGAAUGUGGUCUCUCAACCACUCCUCUCUCUGGAAAGCAGCCAGACGUCCCCCCAGCUCUGUCAGCUGGUGGUGAAAUCCCCAGCGGUGUCGAAACUACCCCACCAGCAACUACCACCACUGAGCCAGAGCCAACUGAGGACCCUGAACCCACCACCACUGAGCCCCCAGCUACUACCGCUCCUCCCACUCAAGAGCCAACUACCGAGCCCACUCAAGAGCCAACCGCUGAGCCAACCUCUGAGCCUACUGCUGAACCUACUCAGGAACCUACUGCUGAGCCUACCUCUGAGCCAACUGCUGAGCCAACCGAGGAACCUACUGCUGAGCCCACCGAGGAACCCACCGCUGAGCCAACUGAGGAACCUACCGCUGAGCCCACCGGAGAGCCAACCGCUGAGCCCACUGCUGAACCAACUGGUGAGUCUUCGACAGAAGAGCCGAGUGUUGAACCAACCUACAACCCUACCUACAACCCCCCUACCUACAAUCCCACAGUUCCUACCUACAACCCUACCACAACUCCUACCACAGCUCCUACCUACAACCCCACUACAGCUCCUACAAGUAAGUCUUCGACAUGUGAAACCACUGUUGAAUCCACAUACAAGCCUGAGCACCCAACCUAUGCUCCUUCAUCCUCCGAGCAUUCGUCUCACCCGACCUAUGCUCCAUCGUCCUACGAACCCCCACAACCCUCAUAUGAGCCAUCACAUGAGCAAACCACAAUCAAGACGACUACUGGUGUAUAUCCGACUUACUCGUCGGUCGUUGUCACUUAUACCAGUGUCACAACCAGCUAUGUCGCUCCAUCUGGAACCGCCACCGACGGCCCUACCCCUACCUACGGAUCUGGCAACCAGACCUCCACUGUUGUACCACCACCAGAAUACACUGGUGCUGCCAACUCCCUUGUCUCCAGUGGAUUCGCCAUCUUCGGUGCCGCUGCUAUUGCCGCUCUCGCUGCUUUGUAA